Encephalitozoon hellem ATCC 50504 is the source of this 1521-nucleotide messenger RNA. Its product is annotated as dihydrofolate synthase. The record is from RefSeq and is a predicted model, not a curated record. The transcript has a single exon. NCBI's taxonomy places the organism in Eukaryota, Fungi, Microsporidia, Unikaryonidae. Gene Ontology annotation, cellular component: cytosol; mitochondrion; cytoplasm. Gene Ontology annotation, biological process: folic acid-containing compound biosynthetic process. Gene Ontology annotation, molecular function: ATP binding; dihydrofolate synthase activity; tetrahydrofolylpolyglutamate synthase activity. The coding region runs from base 1 to 1521 and encodes 506 amino acids.
AUGGAUCUCGGGCUGGAAAGAGUCUCAAGAUGCCUGGCAGACCUUGGAAACCCACACAACGCCUUUCCCGUUGUAUAUGUAACAGGAACAAACGGAAAGGGCUCCCUCUGCACUUUUCUCUCCAAGUUCUUUGAGCAGUACAACACCAGGAGAUCAGAGUGCAUCGCCGCAGAAACACAGGCCUCCAGGGCCCCGAGAAUCUGCUGGGGUGUGCUCACAUCCCCUCCCCUCCUCGGCCCAUGGGACACAAUACAGAUAGACGGCAGGGCAAUCAGUAGGGCAGAGUACGAAGAAAGAAAGAGCAUCCUAGAGAGCACAGUCAGCAGUUUCCCGGCCCUCACCGCAUUCGAGAAGAACGUCGUCGUGGCAGUCACGUUGUUCAGGGCCCACAAAAUCAGGGUCGGCAUCAUAGAGGCAGGGAUAGGUCAUUUCCUCGAUGCAACCAACAUAUUUCCUGGAGAGAACCUCAUAACCGCCGUCCUGACAUCCAUUGCAAUAGACCACACAGAGGUCCUGGGGAAAACCGUCGAGCACAUAGUAGGACACAAGAUACGCCUUGCCAGGAGCGGGAGGCCUGUGUUUGUAAGCCCUCAGCCUUCCGACAGCUUAACCAGGACGAUUGCCAAGAUGUACAGAGACUCCGGCAUCGAGCCUAUCUAUUGCGUCGAAAAGAUAUGCAGAGUCCUCUCUGACACAGAUGGACUCAUCUACAGGGUCCAGGGGUUCCAUGGAGAGCAGACAUAUCACAUAAGGAUUGAGCACCUUUCGCUCCUUGGAGACCACCAGGGAAGAGCCAACCUUCCCACGGCAAUAUGCGUAUUUCUCUAUGUGAUCGUGGUGCAUCUCAACGAAAAAGGCCAGGCCCAGGCAAUCAGAUCCAUUGCCGAUGCAUGCCGCGGAAUCAGGCUUCCUGGGCGUCUUGAGAGGCUGCACAACGUGUCGGACAUCUUCAGGGGAAUAAGGAAAACACUUCCACUUCUGGGAGACACAGAGAGACCGGGCAACGUGUCAAUCAUACUCGAUGGCGCCCAUAACGUAAGCGGAGUGUGCGAGCUGACCAGAUAUGUCGAGAAGAUAAAAAGCCCGGGGCUCAGGAUAUGCUGGAUCGUCGGGAUUACAGACAGAAAGGACACACACGGGAUUCUUUCACAGAUCGGGAGGUGCUUGUGCAAGAGAAAAGGCAUGGGAGAAAGAAUCUACUUCGUAGGGUUUAAAGGGCCUGUAUCGAUGGAGUGGGUACGGUGCACCCCUCCUUCGGAGCUAGCAAGUGCUUUCACCGGACUCAUGGACAAAGAGGCAGGGAAACAAGACAGCAAAACGAGUAGUAGCACGAGCAGAAAAGGCAUUUCCGUCGUCGAAGGCAUGAGCCUGGAAGAAGCACUUGUGGACUGCAUCGGCAAGAAGAGAAAGAAGACAGCAAUUAUUGUCACGGGGUCGCUUUACUUGGUAUCAGACAUCUACCGACUGAAAGAGGCAGCUAGGGAUCCAGCCCACUGCUACCGAGCAAACCGUAAAGCUUGA